This is a messenger RNA of Symsagittifera roscoffensis, 1149 nucleotides long. RefSeq lists its product as uncharacterized. The record is from RefSeq and is a predicted model, not a curated record. Bases 316 to 855 code for a protein of 179 amino acids. Lineage: Eukaryota; Metazoa; Xenacoelomorpha; Acoela; Convolutidae. The transcript is spliced from 5 exons. Gene Ontology annotation, molecular function: actin binding.
AAAUUGAGAGCCACAACAGUAGAGUCGCGGAAUUAAAUUGCACCAAAAAAGCACGUGAAACAUUUAGCCAAAUUAAUACACAGCUGAAUAUGGACUAAUACCGGUCUUAGUCUUACCAUUGCAUUUAGUUUCUUCAUAUACUUAAUUUGAUAGACUAGUGUGGUAAUUCUUAGAGACCUUUCAGCGUCUUAAACAAGUGAUUUUUAAAAAUCAAUAUUUAAUAGAACGGGGUUAAAAUUGAAGACUAGCUGACUUUUUGGAAAUAUCCAGUCUCCAAUUAUUUGACCUCACUCCAGCCAUAGAACACACACAAGAAUGGUGGCCAAAAGUGGCAGUAGCAUGAGUGAUAAGACAAAGAAAGUGGAGGUGCCCUUCAAGAUGACUCAUAUAGAGGAAAACCUCAGUUGGAAGGUGUGGAGUGAGCAGCUGGCUAGACAGUACAGCCAGGUGGACAUGUGGAUCAUUGGGGACCUGUCUGGCAAAAUAUGGGCACAGAGCAUUAGACAACAGAACCCACUAACACAACCAGAGGAUACUGAAGCAGGAGAAGCAUCGGAAGUUACAAUUCCAAUCGGAGCUGUGGAGGAGAGUGAGACCCAGAAGAGCAUCAACGGAGUCAAGAACCAAUCCCUUAUCCGCAGCACGGGAAUCACCCUAGGCGGCGAAUACCUCGGUUUCGUACAGGGCAACAAUACCAAUAUGGCUACGUUUCGAUCGGACAAAGCAUGCGCGGGAGUGACUCUUCUCAGGAACAACUUCAUCAUCGCCAUCUCUUUCUCUUCAGAGUCUUUCCCGCCCAAGUUCUACCAGCAGGUCAAACAGGCCGCAGACUCAGUCAAACUCCUCUGGUACUAACUAGCCCUUGCAGGAUUCCAACCGAAUGAAAAAAUAAUUUACGGGAAUACUAAAUGAGAGCAUUACUAUCGAGUACAAAAAACAUGUUUAUAGAUCAAAGUUCAGGUUAUUUGCCCACGAAAUAACAAUUACUAAAAAGUUGCCCUUGACCCCAUGAUUAUAAAAGCUUUCGCAAUCAAGCUUCAAAGGAUGCUCUAAUCAGUCUGAACCCAAUGCCAGAUGCUUUCCUCUUGAUUUUAUUGUUGAUAAAUCAAUUUAUUUUAAUAACCAGGCAAUAAAAUCUUAGUUUCAACA